This is a messenger RNA of Hyaena hyaena (striped hyena), 1502 nucleotides long. It is a transcript of the gene OC90, whose product is annotated as otoconin 90. The record is from RefSeq and is a predicted model, not a curated record. Gene Ontology annotation, biological process: arachidonate secretion; lipid catabolic process; phospholipid metabolic process. NCBI's taxonomy places the organism in Eukaryota, Metazoa, Chordata, Mammalia, Carnivora, Hyaenidae. The transcript has 13 exons. The coding region runs from base 1 to 1464 and encodes 487 amino acids. Gene Ontology annotation, molecular function: calcium ion binding; phospholipid binding. Gene Ontology annotation, cellular component: extracellular matrix.
AUGCUCUUGUUUUUCCUGCUGAGUAUGCUGAUGGCCCCUCACAGUGGGGGCCACCCUCUGGACACCCCACACCUUCCACGGGAGCUGCCUCCAGGACUCUCAAAAACUAUCAAUCUCACCUCCUUCCAUGGGGUGUUUAAAAAUGUGGAAAGCGUGGCCGACAUUUUUGACUGCCUGGGCGCCCACUUCACCUGGCUGCAGGCCGUCUUCACCGACUUCCCUUCGCUCCUCCACUUCAUGAAUGGCCUGAGGUGUGUGGCGGGUCUCUGCCCCCGGGACUUCGAGGACUACGGCUGUGGCUGCAGGUUUGAGAUGGAAGGGUCACCGGUGGACGAGUCUGACAGCUGCUGCUUCCAGCAUCGCAGGUGCUACGAGGAAGCUGCGGAGAUGGACUGUCUCCAGGACCCUGCCAAGCUCGGCACAGAUAUUGACUGUGUCAGCAAGAGGAUCACGUGCGAGUCCAGGGACCCUUGCGAGCACCUGCUGUGUACCUGCGACAAGGUUGCCAUAGAGUGCUUGGCUCAGUCCAGCAUCAACUCUUCCCUGAACCUUCUGGAUGCUUCCUUCUGUCUGGCUCAGCCUCCAGAGACGCCCAGCGCCCGAGAGCUGACGACGCUUCUGCCCCAAGCAGUUCCUGUGGACCCUGCAGACACCAGUUCAACGGCCCUUUCAGGAGAAGAUGCAGGCCAAGACCAGCAAGGCACGGAAGCCACUCGGACAACACCCCCUCCGGGAUCUGCAGAGAUGGGCGCCUCGGGACAAAGUGUAACCAUCGUUCCCGCUGGCUUGAAGUCUCUGGGCUUCACUGUGUCAUCCGUCAAAAGUCGCCCAGGGGAGAUAAGUGGCAAAGCCUGUGACAGGUUCACCUUCCUGCACCUGGGAGGGAGGGGCAUCACGCGGGUGACGCCUCAGCUCGGAGAGAUGCUCUUUUGUCUCACGUCCCGAUGCCCGGAGGAAUUUGAAUCUUACGGCUGCUACUGUGGGCAGGAAGGACGAGGCGAGCCGAGGGACGCCCUGGACAGGUGCUGUUUUUCCCACCACUGCUGCCUGGAGCAGGUGAGAAGGCUGGGCUGCCUGUUUGAGAGGCUUCCUCCAUCACCAGUGGAGUGUGUGGACGGCGCAGCCAAGUGUGUGGGGCAGAGCCUGUGCGCGAAGCUGCUUUGUGCCUGUGACCAGACGGCGGCCGAGUGCAUGGCCUCUGCCUUCUUUAACCAAAGCCUCAAGUCCUUGGGCGAACGAGGGUGCCCGGGCCACAGGCCGUCCUGUGAGGACAGCUCGCACGGAGGGCCUGCGGCUUCCUCCCUCGGCUCCAGCUCUGAGGAGAACAGUGAGGAGGCCGCGCCCCACAUGGAAAGCCUGAGAAGAACCAGAAGGUUUCUGGGGAAGCCACUGGGUGGUGUGGGGACCAGGCCAAAACACGGCCCCAGGCAGAUCCCCAGAGGAAGCGAGGAGCACACCCUGUAGCUUCCUCCCUUACCGCCUCCUCCUCUGUCCUCAGCACA